Molecule: messenger RNA, 2702 nt
Organism: Felis catus (domestic cat)
Lineage: Eukaryota; Metazoa; Chordata; Mammalia; Carnivora; Felidae
Gene: HDAC11
Product: histone deacetylase 11
Exons: 10
Coding region: 150-1193 (347 amino acids)
Molecular function (GO): histone deacetylase activity
Source: RefSeq, a predicted model, not a curated record
GCGCGGGCCCGAGCGGGGCGGAGUCGAGCCUGCCGGAGCUCCGCCCCCAGCGGAGGAGGCCGAGGCCGGGGGCGUGUCCGGGGCGGGGCCGUGCCCUGCCCCGCCCGGUCGCCGAGCAGUGGCCAGCGCAGGGAGGGCCCGGCCCCGGGAUGCCACACACAACUCAGCUGUACCAGCAUGUGCCGGAGACACGCUGGCCCAUCGUGUAUUCACCACGCUACAACAUAACCUUCAUGGGCCUGGAGAAACUGCACCCCUUUGAUGCGGGAAAAUGGGGCAAGGUGAUCAGCUUCCUGAAAGAAGAGAAGCUUCUGUCAGAUGGCAUGCUGGUGGAGGCACGGGAGGCUUCGGACGAGGAUCUGCUGGUGGUGCACACGAGACGCUAUCUCAACGAGCUCAAGUGGUCCUUUGCUGUUGCCACCAUCACAGAGAUCCCCCCUGUCAUCUUUCUCCCCAACUUCCUUGUGCAGAGGAAGGUGCUGAAGCCCCUUCGGACCCAGACGGGAGGAACCAUCAUGGCAGGGAAGCUGGCCAUGGAGCGAGGCUGGGCCAUCAAUGUGGGUGGAGGCUUCCACCACUGCUCCAGUGACCGGGGCGGAGGCUUCUGUGCCUACGCGGACAUCACACUGGCCAUCAAGUUUCUGUUUGAGCGAGUGGAGGGCAUCUCCAGAGCCACCAUCGUUGAUCUCGAUGCCCAUCAGGGCAAUGGGCAUGAACGGGACUUCAUGGGUGACAAGCGCGUGUACAUCAUGGAUGUGUAUAACCGCCAUAUCUACCCCGGGGACCGCUUCGCCAAACAGGCCAUCAGGCGGAAGGUGGAGCUGGAGUGGGGCACGGAGGACGACGAGUACCUGGAUAAAGUGGAGAGGAACCUCCAGAAAGCCCUCCAGGAGCACCUGCCGGACGUGGUCGUGUACAACGCAGGCACCGACAUCCUUGAGGGCGACCGCCUUGGGGGGCUGUCCAUCAGCCCCCAGGGCAUCGUGAAGCGGGACGAACUGGUGUUUCGGGUGGUCCGCGGCCGCCAGGUGCCCAUCCUCAUGGUGACCUCGGGCGGAUACCAGAAGCGCACGGCCCGCAUCAUUGCCGACUCCAUCCUUAAUUUGUACAGCCUGGGGCUCAUUGGGUCUGAGUCCCCCAGCGUCUCGGCACAGAACUCGGACACCCCUCUGCUGCCUCCCGAGGUGCCCUGACCACGCCACCCUUCUGCUCUUCUGCGCGGUUCCCUGCCUGCCUCAGCCCGGCCCGCCCCUCAGCGCUUCUCCUUUUCUAACCACGGGGUGGUGGGGGCAGCUGCCAGGAGGUGCCGAGGGGCAGGGGCCCGUCCCCGACCGGGCUGGCCUUAGGGGCAGCCCCUCCGCUCUCCCCAUUGGGUGUCAGAGGGUCUCCAGGCCCCUCUGUGGGCGGGGGCAGAAGGCAGGGCCUGAGUCCCAGAAGACCUCCUGUGGGGCCCCAGGUCUGACCAGGCCCUGCAGAGGCAGGCAGUUUCCCGAGGAGGAGGGAGAAGGGCAGGUGAGGCUUUGGGGGCACGAGUCAUGUGAUUUGCCCCACCCUUUCGCCCUCACCUCGGGCAGGGCAUGGGGAGCCAUGGGUGCCCGUGUCCGUGUGGGGGGGCCUGAAAGCUGGGUGCUGCAGCGAGGCCUCUGGAGGGGGACUCUGGAUUCCCAGCCAGCAGGCAGGACACCUGGUCCUGGGUGUCCUGGAUGUAAGGGGUGGCGGGGAACGGGGCUCGAGUGGCGUCUCCCCUCUGGUGUUCCCCUUCAAUAAAGCAAGGGCUGGACCUGCUUUCCUAGGGCUCCUAGGUGCUGAUAAGGAGAGGAGAGGCCUGAGGAGCUCCAAAUCUGUGCUUUAGUCAUGGUCCUGCCUGUCAGAGAUGGGCCUCAGCACUGGGGGCUUGAGGGGGCUGCGAACCCCGCUGAGGAGGGGACAGAGGAGGGUGAGGCCCAGAAGGGGACACUGGGGAUGGGGACAGGUGGCCAAGCCGGGUCCUACAGGACCUGAGGCCCCAGGUGAGGACGGAGGUGCCGGUGGUCAGGCUGGAAUUCUGGGAAGGAGGGCAGACAUAUCCAUCCUGGCCCGUGGGUUGUAACGGGUCCUGGGGCAGGGCCUUAGGUGGGGCUAUUGCUUCCAGUGUCCAAGGUCCCAAGUGGGCCCUGACUUCUGGUCUUUGAAAAACCCCAGACCCUGACCUUAUUCUCAGCUCUAAUCUGAAGGGGACACCCUGGGCCCCCCGCAGAGAGCUGGGUGGGGAGAGCAUCCACCCUUCAUUACCUGAGUGUGUUCUUAGCGAUCAAAGGUGGGGUGGGGAGAAAAAGUGGGCCAGCGGAGGCACAUCCCGGUCCCCGGUCAACCGCACCUGGGGGACUCCCGUUCAUUACCAUCUGGGGGUGCUCCUGCAUUUCCCCACUUUCUCCCUUACACUCCCUUGGUGCUCCCUCUGUUGGGGGACGGGAGGAAGGGCUUGAAAAUCGUGAACUGUCAAAACGGCUGACCUCCUGGACUAGACCUCGAGGCACUAACCACGCCCUUGGACCCCCUCACCCGCCCCCUGCCCUUGCCGUUGGUUUCUCUGCAUCUGACUCAAGGUACCUAACAUCCCCUCAUUUCCACCUGGGGCCUGUGACACGUGGGGGCAGGCAGUGGGCUGGCUUCAUCACCGUUGAGCUUCUGUUUGUAGAGAACCAUAAAGGCUCUUGAUCGGA